AUGAGUUUCAAAGGCUUCCAGAAGAGCAUUGCGCGUGCGCCACAGCAGUUCAAGGUCAAGUUCAAUCUCGGUGAACACACCAAGGACGCCGUCUAUACCGAUGCCGAACGUCGCUUCGACGAGCUGGAGAAGGAAACCAAGAAACUCCACGAUGAGUCCAAGAAAUACUUCGCCGCUAUUAAUGGCAUGCUAAGCCACCAGAUCGAAUUCUCCAAAGCGGUCGCCGAAAUCUACAAGCCUAUCUCCGGUCGCGCCUCCGACCCCACCUCCUACCAAUUCGAAGGAAACGCAGAGGGCAUUCAGGCCUGUGAAGAAUAUGAAGUCAUUGUGCGAGAAUUACAGGAGGCCCUGGCCCCCGAGCUAGAGAUGAUUGACAGCCGUAUCAUCAGCCCUGCGGAUCAGUUGCUCGAGGUGAUCAAGGUCAUCCGCAAGGUUGCCGUGAAGCGAGACCACAAAAAACUUGACUUCGAUCGUCGCAAUGCGACAUUCAAGAAACUCCAGGAGAAAAAGGACAAGGCGCUGAAGGACGAGAAGGCUAUGUACAAGGCCGAGAAUGACGUCGAGCAAGCGACGCAGGAAUUCAACUACUACAACGAUCUGCUGAAGGAUGAGCUGCCCAAGCUGUUCGCUCUCGAAGCCGAGUUCAUUCGCCCCCUCUUCCAGUCCUUCUACUAUAUGCAACUCAACGUGUUCUACACCCUCCACGAACGCAUGCAGGGCAUGAACAUUAGCUACUUCAACCUACAGCUCGAUGUCGAAGAGGCUUUCGAGCAGAAGCGCGGAAAUAUCCAGGAACAGGCGGAGGCUCUCACAAUCGUCCACUUUAAGACCAAGGGGCUCGGUCGUUCCGGGUCGAAACUUGGACCCCCGGGCAAGGGUUCCGACAGCAAGGGCUCCAUCGGUCGUGGCCGUUCGAGCUCAACAGCGACGGAAGACAACCCUCCCCCGCCUUACUCUUCUGCCGGUGUCAGCCCUAGCCCAACAGGCAGCAACUUCUCCUCCGCUGCUAAGAGCAAGCCUGCCCCUCCUCCUCCGAGGGCGAAGCCUUCCCAUCUCAGUAACAAGCAGGUGGAGACCGUCACCGCUCUCUACGACUACGAGGCUCAGGCGCAUGGUGAUCUUGGCUUCUCCGCUGGAGAUGUCAUUGAGAUUGUCCAGCGCACUGAUAACACUAAUGAAUGGUGGUCCGGACGGGUCGCUGGUCGCGAGGGACAGUUCCCUGCCAACUACGUGCAGUUGAAUUAG
This is a messenger RNA of Penicillium olsonii, 1245 nucleotides long. The record is from the annotation of a GenBank genome assembly. Lineage: Eukaryota; Fungi; Ascomycota; Eurotiomycetes; Eurotiales; Aspergillaceae.